This is a messenger RNA of Archocentrus centrarchus (flier cichlid), 5236 nucleotides long. RefSeq names its product potassium/sodium hyperpolarization-activated cyclic nucleotide-gated channel 3-like. The coding region runs from base 1 to 3600 and encodes 1199 amino acids. Gene Ontology annotation, molecular function: voltage-gated potassium channel activity. The record is from RefSeq and is a predicted model, not a curated record. Lineage: Eukaryota; Metazoa; Chordata; Actinopteri; Cichliformes; Cichlidae. The transcript has 8 exons. Gene Ontology annotation, cellular component: membrane; HCN channel complex; axon. Gene Ontology annotation, biological process: sodium ion transmembrane transport; potassium ion transmembrane transport; regulation of membrane depolarization.
AUGGAGAGAUUCCAGUCCUCCAUGCGCAAACGGCUCUACAGCUUGCCGCAAAACAUUGGGCAAAAACCCUUUGUGAUUGACGACGGAGAGAACGGCGACAAGGACACUAAAAGGAAAAGUAUUGGGCUAAAAAAUUUGUCCUCUCUGUCUCCUGCAAGCAGUUGCAAGAGCAUUGGGGAGGCCAGGAUCGAAGACUUUGAAAGGGACGUCACCGUGAAGACCAACUUGAAUGGGGACUGCCGCUUUUUUAGAGGCAGCAUCUCUUCCAUCUCCGGGCGGCAUCCUCACGGGUCAGAUUUGGCGGAGCAGAGGCGUCUUAUCCCGGAGGCUGACGCUGGAGUCAACGAGAGUUUCCCCGGUGAGCACGGCCCCGGGGCCCUGCAACGGGCAACGGGUGGACUGACUGGCAUAGUUGGGCAACCAUCACUGUUUGACCAGUCAACUUUCAUCAAGUUGGAGGGCACCGAGCAAAUAAUACCCGAAGAUGAACGGCUCUACCAAGCUGGCUUCAUGCACCGGCAGUUUGGGGCGAUGCUCCAGCCGGGAGUCAACAAGUUCUCCCUGCGGAUGUUGGGUAGUGAGAGGGCCGUGGAGCAUGAGAGGGAACGCGUGAAGUCUGCAGGCUUCUGGAUAAUCCACCCCUACAGUGAUUUUAGGUUCUACUGGGAUCUGACCAUGCUGCUGCUGAUGGUGGGAAACCUCAUCAUCAUCCCUGUGGGCAUCACCUUCUUUAAGGAUGAGCAUACGCCACCCUGGAUAGUCUUUAACGUGGUGUCGGACACCUUCUUCCUCAUGGACCUGGUCCUCAACUUCCGCACGGGCAUCGUCAAGGAGGACAACACAGAGAUCAUCCUGGACCCACAACAGAUCAAGAUCAAGUACCUGAAGAGCUGGUUCGUGGUGGACUUUGUUUCCUCCAUACCUGUGGACUACAUCUUUCUUAUCGUAGAAACACGCAUCGACUCAGACUUUUACAAGACGGCCCGAGCCCUGAGGAUCGUCCGCUUCACAAAGAUCCUCAGUCUGCUACGGCUGCUGCGCCUCUCCAGACUCAUUCGCUAUAUCCACCAGUGGGAAGAGGUUUUCCACAUGACAUACGACCUUGCCAGUGCUAUGGUGCGUAUCAUGAACCUGAUUGGUAUGAUGCUGCUGCUGUGUCACUGGGAUGGCUGUCUGCAGUUCCUGGUUCCCAUGCUGCAAGACUUCCCCCCAGACUGCUGGGUCACCAGGAACAAAAUGGUGAAUGACACCUGGGGUCAGCAGUACUCCUACGCCCUGUUCAAGGCCAUGAGUCACAUGCUGUGUAUUGGGUAUGGCCUGUACCCCCCUAUCGGCAUGGCUGAUGUGUGGCUCACUAUCCUCAGCAUGAUUGUGGGCGCCACCUGCUUUGCCAUGUUUGUGGGGCAUGCGACCGCACUCAUUCAGUCUCUGGACUCCUCCAGGAGGCAGUACCAAGAAAAGUAUAAACAAGUGGAGCAGUACAUGUCCUUCCACAAGCUCCCUGCUGACAUGCGCCAGAGGAUCCACGACUACUAUGAACACCGCUAUCAGGGCAAGAUGUUUGAUGAGGAGAGCAUUUUGGAGGAGCUGAAUGAACCGCUGCGAGAGGAGAUCAUCAACUUUAACUGUCGUAAACUAGUUGCUUCCAUGCCUCUGUUCGCCAAUGCUGAUCCCAACUUUGUCACCUCCAUGCUGACCAAACUGCGCUUCGAGGUCUUCCAGCCAGGCGACUACAUCAUCAGGGAGGGAACCAUCGGCAAGAAGAUGUACUUCAUCCAGCACGGCGUUGUCAGUGUCCUGACCAAGAACAGCAAAGACACCAAGCUGUCUGAUGGCUCUUAUUUUGGAGAGAUCUGCCUGCUGACCCGAGGCAGGAGGACUGCCAGCGUGCAAGCAGAUAACUACUGUCGGCUGUACUCUCUGUCAGUAGACCACUUCAAUGAGGUGCUGGAGGAGUAUCCCAUGAUGAGGAGGGCAUUUGAGACUGUGGCUCUCGACCGCCUGGACCGCAUAGGAAAAAGGAACUCUGUUCUUCAGCACAAAGUUCAGCAUCACCAAAGUUCUGGCACACUAAACCUUCAUGAGAAUGAGAUCAUCCAAAGAAUAGUGCAACACGACCGUGACAUGGCCCAGUGCACUCAGCUGAACCAAACCAGCACUGCACAGAGUGUAAACCGUCCGCCUGCUCCUCCAUCACCCACUCCAGUAAUCUGGGCCCCACUGGUUCAGGCCCCGCUCCAGGCUGCGGCUGCUACCACCCCACUGGCUAUGGCCUUGGCCCACCAGUCCCAGCUUCCUCCUAUCCUCUUCCACCAUCCUUUGGCACCACACCCUGGCUCUGUGAAGGACCACUCCAGCCAUUCAAAGAGAGUACAUGUUGGAGCAAGCACCACCAGUACCUGUGGUUCAGGGCCCAGUUCUCCUGCCAGCUCUGCCAACCUUAGAUCUGAGAUUGAGACUGCCACACUAGCAUUCCCCAGAACACAGCAACUCUCCACUGGGCCUUUGUCACCCACACUGACAUCGCAGCCGAUCUUCACCAGCAGUCUGCAGCCCCUCACCCCUCUGCCCACACACCAGCCUGUGCCCAUGCACCAGCCUCUGUUCCAUCCUCCCCACUCUGGCAUGGCGUCAGUUUUUCCCAUUAGCCAGGCCACCGUUUCCUACACCUGCUCUGCUCAGCUCCACUCCCAGCCCUUUCAUGGUGCUAUGACCACCCCACCGCGACCAAUAGGUUUACUCCAACAAGGGGCACCAGGGAGGCUAGCAGGGAGAUUCCCAGCCCCCUCGGCCGCUGCGUUAACCCCUCUGAUUUCAAGCUCAGUUGGCCCCAUACUGAGCCAAUUGCAGCAAGCCUCUCACAUCACCACACAGCAGAUGGUGUCCAGUAAUGAGAGAGCAGGCAGGAGAUCCAGUGGCCUGAACCUCCCACAUUUUCCUUUCAUCACCAACAUGCAGUCUUCUGCUGGAUUUAAUCAGCCAGUGUCUGCAGUUGGAGCAGGGGCUGCAGCCUCUCUGGCCCAGCACAGCCUGGCAGGACUCCAGUCUGUUUUCCUCCCGCAGGUUCUCCCAGAGCAUUCAGCCCUCGCUUCCCUGGCCCAGUAUGGCUCUGCCGAGGCCUCACCUUGCUAUACGCCUCCUGUCCACAGUCCCGGUGUCCAGAGCCCUGUGAGGGGAAGGACAGUUUGGCACAGUGAGCUCCCCAGCACCAUUGACUCUCAUAGCCCUCUAACUCUUCAAACCUCAUGCCCUGCCAGGGUGGCCUGUACCCUCAAAGAGAGGGCAGAGUCCUCGGUGGAUCUCUUUACCCAGGAAAUAAAGACUAUCUCAGGCUCUCACAGCUCUAUACACCAGGAAAGGCCUUUGGCCAUAAGCGGCUCCUCUGAGGGCGUAGCAGGUGCGCCCAGCCCCUUCUAUUCGCCGAUGGCUGUCAGUAAACCCUACACCCCAAUCCCGGGUCAAGCCACUCCUGUCAGUCGGACACAUUCAGGGCCUGAGCCUCAGCACCAGUCCGUUGGUUUUCACUCUCCUUCCACCAGAUCCCCUGCUAAAAUGUUAGAGAAAGAACACAAACAGUCCAAACUUCCGUCCAACUUGUGAGAUUCAGACACACCCUCCUUUAAUCCCUGAACAAAAGGAAGAUCAUCUGCAUUUUGGCAUCAUUUUAACCACUAUGUAAAAUUUCGAAGUAGGAGGGUGUGGUAUUCUAAUCAGAUUGGAGAUCAGUGGUUUCAUUUUUUUUAAUCAGAGUAAAUGGAUCAAGGUUGAUAAUGGACAGCGACAGAUAUUUUUUCUACAGGACAUUGUGUCUUUGAAAAUGGUAAUAAAAUCCAAAAUGUAUCGAUGGGUAUAUGUAACACCUCAUGAAAAUAUCAAUUGUUCUGUGUAUUAUAUUCUAACCGCAUUCUGUGAUUUGUAUUUGUUUAAAACCCCAUCAUCCACGCAAUUUUGUGUAACCUUUUAGCUACACCUGUUUAGUUGGCAUGUUGUCUACAACUGUAUUCAGUUAUGAUUGAAACCAAAAAUUGCUGUCCUCUGUUCAUAUCCCCACUGCUGAGUGUCACGCGAAUGCAGGGUCGCUCCUUAAGAGAUGUGAGGAGAGACAGACUGUGCACUUUGCUCGUUUCAGAAAUAACCUGAAGGCUUGAUGAUGGCACGUCUUCCAAGAUAGCUUUCCAGCAAUAUUGCACACCCAAGUGGGUCACACAAAUCAGAUAGUAUUAAAAAUCUAAGUAAUGAAUGUAAUGAAAUGUUUGAGUGGGAAGAGUGGGACUCAUUUUGAAUGUGUUAAACAUGAUGACGGUUUUCGCAAUAGAUGCCAACUUAUUUCAGUCUGGCAAUAACUUUGGUGCAGAGCAUCCACCUGAGCCGAGGUUUGUGUGCCAUUAGCAUAGUAUGCAAUAAUCUGUUUUUUUGUUUUCUUUUUUUACUGGUAUGCAAAGGGACUGUGAAUCGAAGCAAUUGUGUCAAUGAGUGAGAUUCUGGUUUUAGUUCAAACUCAUUAAAAUAAGGGAAAAAAUAAAAACAGUUGUUGAUAAUCAAACAUCCUGAAACCAGCGAUGCACUAAGAUUGCUCUGAAUGUUUCUUGCACCAGUUAAAGGGCUAAAAGCAGUUACCUGGACUCAUCAUCAACAAGAAACCCUGAUGGGUCAUAUUGCUGCAUAUUUACCUCUUUCAUUGUACAAUAUUUGAAAGAUUUGACAUCUGUUGUUGAACAAUUGCUGCUUUGUGAUGCUAUGCUGAAUCAAUAACAUGUAUAUCAACUGACUACUUUUUAAAAAACAGACUCUUAAAUCCUUCUACUUGUUAAUAAGUUCAUGUGUUUAGAUGAUACGUCUACCUUUGUGGACCUGCGGCCGGUGACAAACUGUGAGCCGCUAGCCGGUCAGCAGGUCAGACCAUCAGAGGAUCCUGUUCACUGGCUUUAGCUGCCUGGUUACUGAACCUGAGGUUUGCCAUGACUCUAAAUUCCCCAAGAAAGAGAUACCAUCAGACACUAACCAGCCUCUGCCAAUGGCCUCGAUCAAUCCUUCAUUACUAUUCUUCUCCAACCACCUGCCAUAGGCGUCUGCUUAAAGGUUAUUUUGAGUGCAUUCAAUUUAAAGGUGUGUGUGUGUGUGUGUGUAGGAGGUGUCAUUAAUCCGUUCUUUUAUUUAUCAUUUUGCUGCCUUUUAGCCAUCAGAUCUGAUUGUUUCAUCACCUGUAUGUUACACACAUUUUAUUUAAGCCACCAGA